AUGUCAAAAAAUUUCUUAGAUAUUGCAUCACUCUUUUCUGACAAUCCACAACAUACAUGGUCUAAUGGUAUCCAAUCAUCAAGAAUUGAUCAAAUUUGGAUAUCACCAUCAUUAUCACUUACACCAAUCUCAUUCAAAACAAUUGAUAUUACUCCAUUUUACAAUGCUGAUCAUAAAUUAAUUAUAUGUUCAUUUGAGAUAUCUAACUUAACUUCACAACCAACAACACAUUCCAUAAAAACCAAUACAUGUUCACGACAAAUAUUUAACUAUUCAGCAACUACUUUUGAACAAUGGACAAAGUUUGCAAACAAAAUAGACCUAAUGAUUGAAAAAUCAAAAUUAAAAUUUCUAAUUCAACAGCCCAAAUCUUUGAACAACAUAAAUUCAAUUUGGCAAGAAUUCUCCAAAAUCAUUAUAUCUGCAGCAAAUGAAACCCUCCCUACAAAAAAAGUUUCACCACAUGCUACUCCUCACCGACCAUUAGUCAACACCUCAUUAUUCAAACAACAUUGUAAAAUCACACAUCUCCUUUCUUCAUUACAUUCAUUUAAACAAUCUACUCCAUUGCCAAUAAAAUGGCAUACAACAUUUUGCUCAAUUAAAACCAUUGCUUUCUUACAUAACUACACAUUCCCUAGUUUUAUACUUUUCAACACAGAAGUUCUUGAAAAUAUUAUAAAUUUGACUAAACUUUUGAACAUUCACUUCGACAAAACUGUCUCAUAA
Entrophospora sp. SA101 is the source of this 729-nucleotide messenger RNA. Lineage: Eukaryota; Fungi; Glomeromycota; Glomeromycetes; Entrophosporales; Entrophosporaceae. The record is from the annotation of a GenBank genome assembly.